Molecule: messenger RNA, 3057 nt
Organism: Ruditapes philippinarum (Manila clam)
Lineage: Eukaryota; Metazoa; Mollusca; Bivalvia; Venerida; Veneridae
Exons: 14
Coding region: 331-2781 (816 amino acids)
Source: RefSeq, a predicted model, not a curated record
UAACAAUCAGGUUAUGCUCUACAUACAUGUAUUUGAUUGAACUUAGCAAUCGAUACCCUAUUUAUAUACAUUUUCUAAAUAGAUUUCUGAUAUCAUUUCGAAAAUAUUUAUUUUUAUGACUGUUUGUGUAUGUCCACCAUAGCUACAUACAAACAGAAAGCACAUGAAACGUGUCUUUAAUGAAUUUUCAGGAUAAGUUUGCAUUUUUCUAGGUAAAUAAUGAAAGUACGGACAUUUAAUUAGAAGAGGCGAAUAAAGAAAGUUUAAUUCAACCGGGAAUGUAAACAAACCCUUUUCUCGACUUCGUCUACAAAAAGAAAAGAAGAAAUCAUGCAGAACACUGAUUACUUACCAAAGAAGUACGACACUGGACAAAAUAGCGGAGAUGACAGUGCAUUUUACUCUUUGUGUGCUACACAUACGACAUCAAAUGGUUCAGAUGAAUCUGAUUAUUCAACGAAUGAGUUAGACAGUGAUGACAACGAGACACAGGAAAUCAGUAUAGAAUCGCUUCAGUUAAAUUACACGUAUCUCCUAGACCAGAUGGAGACUGAUGGUGUGCUUGACAAAUUACACGAAUCAAGGUUAUUUGAUGAUGCGUUUUUUGAAAUGUGUAAAGAAACACCAAACAGGAGACGCCGUGUCGAUUUGAUCAUCAAAGAGAUUGAUAGCAUUGCAAAAGCGAAAUCAAAUAGCGUUUUAGACCAUUUUGCCGUAGCUUUGGCUAUUGAUCAACCUUUCAUUCUUGACAAAUUAAAAGAAGAAUCAAGUAAAGAGAUAGCUAUGGGAUAUGCACAUAAACACAAAAAAUUCAUCACGUUGAUGCGUAGUCGUAUUAUUCGAGAUGUUGAACCAAGAAAAUUCAUGCACAUGCUCGUAACAAACAAGACUCUGUCGCUGAAAGAUCAUGAAGAUAUUAUGCGUCUGAUGCACAGAAAAGACCAAGUAAAAGAACUUUUGGCCAUAGCAAAUGAAGGAAAUAGUAGGUCGGCAAAAGUAAUACAUGCGAUUAUUGAAGCAAGCCCGAAACUUUACAAAGAAUACAAGUUGAAAGCGCAGAGAGGAUCGUGUCAAUCAUUAAGCUCAUCUGUAGGUGCAGCAAUAGAAAUAAAAAUGAAUGUCAGGAGCAAGAAUAUGUCAGACACAAAUCAGCAGUUUACCAUGAUUGAAAAACAAGUAGUUGACACAUACAAUAGUGUAGAGCAAGAAAACCAUGAUGAUAUGUUGAACGACAUGGUAGAAGAAUGCAGAUGCAAGUUUGAAGGACUGAAAAUAUCUAGCAUCGUGAUUCAAUUAUUAACUUUAGACGAUGAUUCAAAAGAAAAGAUCUUGUCCAAAGUAAGGAAUGGCAAGCUGGUUGAGUGGUUUAUUUCAAUGCUAGACGAAAACAAUCUAAAUGCUUUGAGGCAAUUUGGCAAUGUUCAAUUGGAAAUCAUAAUUUCAGAGGAUAUAGGGGGUAACUUUAACAGCCUAAUUUCUUUAAAGGACUGCCUUUGUAAGGUAGACAGAAAGUUUGUUGUUGAGAACAAAAAGAGACUAAAGGAAAUAAUAGCUGAUGAAACAUUUUUAAACCAGCUGUUGGAACAAAUUGGUUUGACGACUUCAAACAGUACACUACAAAAUGAAAAAGGAAUAACUGACAAAAAAUUGUCUAUACGAGUAUUAGAUCUUUUGGAAGAUGGAACUGCUCCACGAAUUGCAUACUGCUUGAUAGAAGAACAUAUUAAAUUGAAGGUCCCAUCUGCUGUGGGGCUUUUAACCAAGUCGGGAAAUGGAAAUACACAAACAGUGCCAUCUAAGUCGGAUAUUGACUUGCAUAUCGAAUACUUGACUGAAGAACUUGAGAUUCAAAGUUUCACGCCAAUAUUAAGUACAUUGAAGACAAAAUCGUCUAUGAUGCUUCUAGAUGAAUUAGAGAAAUGUCCCUGUAGACGAACCCGCAUAGUCAAAUUUCUCGAAUUUCUUAAGCUUCAAGAAGAUAUAACCUGGUUUUGGACAGAGGUUAAGAAAAAACAACACUAUAUUUUCGACACAAUAGCGUCCUCAACAAGCCAUAGCAAACUCAAAGAAGAUCUUCUUGCUGUUAAAUUAAUGAAUGACACCAUAAUAGAAGAGGUAGAUCCAACUCUACUUUGGCAAUACAUGGACGAGAAAUCAGCCGAAAAGCUUGGGAAAAUUGAGUUCCGAAACAUUACAAGCAGGAAACGUCAGACUCAGUAUAUGUUGAAUAGAUUGUCCUUGGCAAACAUCUAUGAGUUCAUGAAAACAUUACGUCGUUGUGGGUAUGAAAACUUAUAUUCAGAGAUUGAUGCUGGGUCGUUAUCAGAAAGAUAUGUCUGUCCUCGAUUACAUGAACUACAUGGAAAAGGAAAACGUAUUUUCAAGGGCCAGUUUGACAUUGACACAAGGUGCAAGGAAAUGGUUGACACCAGCAGGUCGUUAUCAGAAAGGUAUGUCUGUCCUCGAUUACAUGAACUACAUGGAAAAGGAAAACGUAUUUUCAAGGGCCAGUUUGACAUUGACACAAGGUGCAAGGAAAUGGUUGACACCAGCAGGUCGUUAUCAGAAAGGUAUGUCUGUCCUCGAUUACAUGAACGACAUGGAAAAGGAAAACGUAUUUUCAAGGGCCAGUUUGACAUUGACACAAAGUGCAAGGAAAUGGUUGACACCAGCAAGGGCAUCGCGUGCCAACCAUGUCGGUAUCCCAGCUUUAUCCGGUCAUCUUUAAUCAGUUCGCAUGCCAUUGGUAAGAAAUUUCUAUUUAUCGAGUUGAUCCACUAAGAAAAAUGUCCGUCAUUAAUUUAGUAAAACUGUUAAAAGAAUAAAUAUGCGAUGUAUAAUAUCCGAUAUAUUUUACAUGAAUAUAUACGCUUAAGAUAUUUUUGUUUCGGCAUUCCAACACAAACCAAUCACAGAUGGGUUUUUUUUUUUCAGAAUUAUCAUUUUACUGCAAAUGCGUAAUAUUAAACCUUUUUCUCUUUGUUGUUAAAAAAUAAAACUCUCUUUCGUCCAGAUUUUUGAAAUUCUGUUUGAACUCUACAGAAGUCCGUUUAUAAA